AUGAGUUUCUUGGAGCAAGGCUCUCAUGAAGGGCCCCCAACAAGCUGGCGGCGACCAGCUGUCGUGCUUAAGGGCAGGGCAGAGUCUCCAGCGCGCCUAAGCUCGGAGGCGUCGGAGGCAGCAACUGUCGCCACUGCAGCUACAGCGAGCACGGGGAACACAGCAGCAGCAGCAGCAGCAGCGGUAGCCAUGGCCAAGCAGCGUCAGCACCUUCAGCAAGAAAAAGAGUUCUUGCAGAAGAAGCAGAUGCAGCUUCGGGAGCAACACGAGCAGCUGGAGAGGGACAGGAUGUUCCAGAGUCAGCAAAAGGCCUUCCUCGAGAAGGAAUUGGAAAUUUCAGACAUCUCAGAUCCCCUAGGCCUCCCCGCAGAAGGAGGUCUCCAGAAGCCUCAACGCUCCAAAAGACAAGAAGCGAACAACUUUGCUGGGUUGCCCGUCUCCAAUUACAUUGAGCCGAGUUCCCCAACGCCAAACGGUCCUGCUCACCACCAACCAGUGAGACUCCCACGUACUUCCACAGGAAACGCAAACGUCUGUGCAGAACAGGGGCACCAGUGUGAGCAAGUCAAGCAUCAAAGCGACGACGAGUUGGUGGAAAAGCGCACUGGCAGCAAGUCGCUAAAGCAGCUGUUGGGGCCGCUUCUGUAUGCGGCGUACAAGCGGCUGCAAAACAAGAACAUCAUGGAGUCCUCUAGUAUUCCUCCCGAAGUGCAUUGCCUGUCACUCCAGGAGGACCGCGUGAAAUCUGACGUAGUGCUUGUGAGCGUUUCGGCUCGGGAGUCGUGUUCAGUGCGGCAAUCACCAGAUUCAGAUGCAACCGCCGGAGCUACAGCAGCCCCCAUCCAGAGGGCUCCUACUGCGGAGCAGCAGUUUCACCCCGGCACAGUUAGCCGCGGCAGCAACACAGGCAGUGGAAGGCCUGAGUCUUUUCCAUCGGCUUCGCUAUGUUCUACGGAGAAAACAAACUCCCUAGAAAGCAGCGAUUCUGCCGCGUUAGUGUACAAUCAAUGCGGUACCGAAGAGAAGGAAGCCCCUAGCCAUAGUCCCCAAGCCCCCUGUCGUCCACUAGGCUGCGGCACGGUCGGCUUUUCUCAGACUGCCCUGCCUGUAGAGUCUUUUGAAGGCCGUGAUUCAGAUGAGCGGAGCCUCUCCGAGGGUAUACCCACCGACGCAGGAGCACGCAAAACGUCGGAACAGGUCCCAUGUAGGGAUAGCUCAUUUGAUUGGACAGAGAGCUUGAAUGUUGGCGAUCCAAAGGAGAUAAAAGCAGUGCUCCUCCCUUCCCUGGGUAGACGUUCAACCGUGCUGGACUGGGGACAGUCAACGGAUCACCAGGGAACAGCGGAAGACGGGGUUUCUGCAGGAUGGCUUGACCCCCAUGACAGCCAGCAUGGCCUCGUGUCAAAUAUCUACGAACUGCAGGCUCUUCUGGCAACUGCAGAGCAGCAACUCCUCAAACAGCAGCAUCGGCCCUCUGUGACCGCCUCAGACAGAGAGGUUCCCCCCUUGAGGUUGACGAAGCAUGAGAUGGAGGCUGACACCUCUGAGCAAAUGCAGCGCAGGCUCCGAAUGCUAGAAAACGAAAGAGAGUACCUGAAGGAGGCCCUCAAGAGGAAGCACUUCACUGAGAUGGAGCUGAGGACGAGGCUCUCCUCUGUGUCUGCCCUAAAUGAACAGCUGCAAGCAGAGGCUGCCACUUUGAUGUCAUUCCAUCGACUCGCUGAAGCACAUGGACAGGCGGCAGCGGAGAAGCUGCUGCUGCAACAGCUCCGAGCCCAGGCGGAGGGGCAGACCAGCCGGGUCAAAGAACUGCAGCGCUUGCUCAGUAGCAGGGAGGUCCAGGUGUCCGCCCUCACAGUACGUAUUCAGCUACCAAGAAUCACAGGAGCCAGAAAUAACGUAAUUCGUGAUACUAGGGCGAGUCACGAAUGCCAGCUUGAUCUGUCCGUUUUGUGGUUUCGCUCGGUUGCCUUCCCCUCAGACAGCAGAGGGGCAAGCGCGCAGCCAGCCGUUGUGGUUUUCUUGUGGGGCUUUAGAGACAAGGACCGCAAGCCACUGGCACCCGAGGCCUUUGGGAUCGUCCAGGAGAGUACAGAAGCUUUGAACUCUCCAAGCGAGGCCUACAGUUCCCGGCAGACCUCCGCACAAGCGCGCCUGCAACGCAGCGGCCUUCUUUCAGACAGCCUGCAAAGCUUUAGAGCGGUACCUGGCACCGCUAAUUCUGUUAUGAGGUUCACUGUAUGCCCCUCGCAGGGCUAUGAGCCGCAGGGUGAUGACUCUGUGGACACCGCAGUUGCUGCUCUCAGCAAUGCCAGAGUUAACAAGGUCUUGUUCACGCGGCUGUGCAAGGGCGUCUACCUGUACGGCCACUUGGCGGUAUUAAUGAGACUCAGUCCAUCAGGGGAGCUUCAGGUCUCGUUUGAGGGGAAGGAUUACACGGCUGCGGAAUUUAUACGCAGUUUCGAGGAAGAGGAGUUCCAGUAUCUGACGACCAAGCAAGAGGAAUCAGGGCGCGCCUUAUCCCUUGAGGUCUGCCCAAACAGUGCCUUGCCCGUCGGUUUUUCCAGAGACCACAGUCAAGGCCUUGUCCACAAGCAGCAUAAGCAGCGCCUCACCAAACAGGCCCCGCAAAGCCCUAUUAAGUCGGAAGGGAGACGCUCUUUUUCAGAAGGGAGAAAGAAUACUUCUAGAAGAGGCAGCACAGCACCAGCAACAAGGACUCCUAAAGGCUCUAUGGGACGCACUGGCAGCCGGAGUGGAAUUCAGGAGGCUGCCACAUGCAGGCUGGUGUCACUCCGCAUCGCACCCCGCUCCCCCUCCUUGUCUACCCCCAAUGCUGCGGCACAGUAUUCUUCAGAGUCCCUCUCAGGCCACGACCGACGGGCUUCGCGCCUCGCUCUCCCCGUCCCGUCGGAUCCACGAAAGGUGGGGCGUGUCUCACAAACUAAAGCCACUGUUUUCAAGGCUGCUGAAGGCGCAACGCCAGUUGCAGCUGCGUCAGCAAAGUCAUGCAGUCUAAAGGCAACCGGUACUUCUCUUGCGAACAAAACUGCGUCUCCCUCGGGGUCGCUCCGAGGAACGGCGCAGAGGCACAGGCUCCGGAGCUCCUGCGGCUCAGCCCAGCAAACUGCCCACCCUCGGAAAGAAAGUGCUGCAAUCCGUCAGGUCGCCGGUAGCGGGAAAGCAGCAAGCCGGAGGGGUGGUGUGGCUGGAGGCCUGGAUUGCCGGUGUGGUAACAUAGUACCGUCUAUUCAGUCGAUGGCAUCAGUAGCUGUUACUCGUUAG
Molecule: messenger RNA, 3285 nt
Organism: Cyclospora cayetanensis
Lineage: Eukaryota; Apicomplexa; Conoidasida; Eucoccidiorida; Eimeriidae
Exons: 10
Coding region: 1-3285 (1094 amino acids)
Source: RefSeq, a predicted model, not a curated record